AUGGAGUCACACUUCGAGGGCGCCCAGGUUCCGGAAACGCCAGGAAGAAGUAACGACGUAGACGAACUGCGAGAAGGACGUGCAACUGAAACGAGCCCCGGCGACUACCAGCAGCUCGUCGACCUGUUGAUGAGCGCUCCGGCACCGACUUCGACAAGGCUUCAAGUGAGCGACCUUCGACGCGUCUUGGGCUGCUGCCGUACCGGCGACCUGCUCACAGAGUACGUGGAGAGUUCCGAAGCCGAAGGCAGGGACUCGCUGACGUUGCAGGAGUGUCGGGAUGCUUACCAUGCCGGAAAGUACCUCGAAUCGAAGCCCUGGAUGCUGCACGUCCUGCGGUUCUCGACCAUACUCGUCGUGGGAAAACGCAGCCGCCAAUCAGCCAUCCUGAAGCGCAUUGGGAGUCUCUCGUUGGCGGAACGCAGUGAUCCGUUGAUCAGAGUGAAAAUGUGCUCCACGGCGUGUGGCGUUGUCGCACACUUCCCCAUGUUCAUCGUGAUCGUCUCACUGGUUCAGGUGGCGACGUUUAGCUACCACUGCGCGGUGCCUUCGUGCUCGGAAUUUACGAAGGAUCGCCAGCUUUGCCAACUGCCCUGCAACAGCUCCCUCAUCUUCAACCCGCGCAAACGCCGUGAGUUGUGGCGGUUCGUGACGUACUCGCUCGUUCACGACGGUUUCUUGCACCUCGGCAGCAACGUGUUGCUCCAGAUUGCCUUCGCCUUCCCACUGGAAGUAGUCCAUUCGUGGUGCCCAAUUAUGCUCGUCUACGUCAGCGGGCUACUGUGCGGUCCGCUAGCGCAGUCGCUGCUAAACCCCGAUGCAUAUAUUGCGGGCUCAUCGAGCGGAGUCUACUCCCUUCAGACGGCACACUUGGCGCACAUCCUGACCAACAUCCGGGACAUGGAACUGGUUGGGCUUAGAAUAGCCAUGUUGCUUCUCGUGUACUUGAACGACCUGUACUCGAUUUUACGGGGCCCCCACAGCCGCGAUGGACAGAUGUUGAGCUACGCCGGUCACUACGGUGGUGCACUCGCUGGUUUGGUGAUAGGUCUUCCUGUGCUGAACUCUGCGCGGCACAGGCGCCUCUGUUUUUGACGUGUAUCGCCGUGCUUGUUGACACAUUGUGUAUUUAAUAAAAUUCACAUCACUACUUAA
Dermacentor andersoni is the source of this 1155-nucleotide messenger RNA. NCBI's taxonomy places the organism in Eukaryota, Metazoa, Arthropoda, Arachnida, Ixodida, Ixodidae. The record is from RefSeq and is a predicted model, not a curated record.